UGUGAGAAACCCAGGUGUAUUACCCACCACUAUGGAUUUGCUUUCUCAACUACCUUUAGCAAUUGCCUUGCUUUUAGCUUCACUGUGGUUGUACAAGCAGUGGAGAUCAACAACUCAGAGUCACAAGCUCAAGCUCAAGUCGCCCCCUGAGCCACCGGGCGCAUGGCCCUUAAUAGGCCACCUCCGUCUGCUCAGUGGCCAAGUUCCCCUGUCUCGGACCCUGGGAGCCAUGGCCGACAAGUACGGUCCGGUCUUCUUGUUCCGGCUCGGUGUUCACCCUGUGCUCGUGGUGAACAAUUGGGAGUCUUUCAAAGAGUGUUUCACCACGCAUGAUAUAGCCUUCGCCUCGCGCCCACAAUCCAGUGCAUCCAAGUACCUCAGCUACAACUUGGCCUUUCUCGGCUUUUGCUCAUACGGCUCAUACUGGCGAGACAUACGUAAACUGGUAGUGAUCCAACUACUUUCGGCCCAUCGUCUCGAGCAAUUCAAACAUGUUCGAGUGUCUGAAAUCGACACCAGCAUCAAAGAACUGUACCGCCUGGGCAAAACCAAUCAGCCAGACGAGGCCGUAGAGAUAACCUCGUGGAUCGAGCAACUGACCAUAAACAUAAUCACGAGGAUGGUCUCGGGGAAGAGGUACUUCGAUUGGAGCGGCGCAGUGCAAGAUCCCAGGGCGGAGAAUUUCAUGAGAGCUAUAAAGGAGUUCAUGUAUGUCAGCGGGAAUUUCUUCUCGUCGGACGUGAUCCCUUAUCCUCCGCUGACGUGGGUGGACUGGGGUGGCAAACUGAGGAACGUGAAGAGGAUUAUGAGGGAGUUAGAUGAUAUUAUUCAGAGUUGGGUACACGAACAUGUUGUUGAGAGGAGAAGAGAGAGAGAGGAAAAGGAUGAGGACUUCAUUGAUGUGAUGUUGUCUGAGAUUGAGGAAGGGGGGAAUUAUGGGCACAUGAGGGAUACCAUCAUCAAGGCAACAGUGCUGAAUCUCAUAAUAGCAGGGGCCGACACCGGAUCCAUCAACCUGUCAUGGAUCCUCUCCAUCCUCCUCAACAACCGACCCGCACUGGCUCGCGCCCGAGAAGAGAUCGACGCCCAGAUCGGCAAAACCCGAUGGGUCGAAGAAUGCGACGUCAAAAACCUAGUCUAUCUCCAAGCAAUCGUCAAAGAAUCACUCCGGCUGUACCCGCCCGCCCCUCUCUCCGUCCCGCAUAUAGCCACGGCCGACUGCGAAGUCGGCGGGUACCACAUCCCGAAGGGCACCCGUUUGCUCCCCAACUUGUGGAAGCUCCACCGAGACCCGAGGGUGUGGCCCGACCCGGAGAAGUUCGCGCCGGAACGGUGGCUGGCGGGCAACCAUGCGGCGGGGCUGGAUGUUUCGGGGAAAAAUUUCGAGUACGUCCCGUUCGGGGCGGGCCGGCGGUCGUGCCCCGGGCUCGCGUUAGGGAUGCAUGUGGCGCAGUUGGCGCUGGCGAGGCUGGUUCAAGGUUUUGAAUUCGCGACGCCGGGAGACGAGGCCGUGGAUAUGAGUGAAGGAUUGGGGAUUUCCUUGCCUAAGGUAAAACCGAUUGACGUGUUGAUCACUCCUCGGCUUGCUUCGGAACUCUAUGAAGGCUAGUUCGCAAGACGACUUAAUUACUCUGGAAUGUACUAGUAAUUAAUGGAGACCGGAGAGUAUCUCUUGAUAUCCAAACAUAGUAGUAUCAAUUAAAAUAAAAUAAAAAUAGUAGUAACAGAUAAGUUAAAUUCUGUACUAGAAUAAUGCUACGGCCACAUCACUCGGCCAUAUCCCGACUGUAUCACUCUCACAUGCUAUGCCGCAGAUCAUAUACUCUGUUGGAGGACGAAUAUUUGUCACUGGUUUGUUUUUAAUAUAUGAGUCCUUAAAAUAA
Molecule: messenger RNA, 1883 nt
Organism: Rhododendron vialii
Lineage: Eukaryota; Viridiplantae; Streptophyta; Magnoliopsida; Ericales; Ericaceae
Product: nicotine N-demethylase CYP82E3-like
Exons: 3
Coding region: 32-1609 (525 amino acids)
Biological process (GO): defense response to other organism
Molecular function (GO): monooxygenase activity; heme binding; iron ion binding
Source: RefSeq, a predicted model, not a curated record